Messenger RNA from Pararge aegeria (speckled wood butterfly), 443 nucleotides. Its product is annotated as allergen Tha p 1-like. The record is from RefSeq and is a predicted model, not a curated record. The transcript is spliced from 3 exons. NCBI's taxonomy places the organism in Eukaryota, Metazoa, Arthropoda, Insecta, Lepidoptera, Nymphalidae. The coding region runs from base 60 to 443 and encodes 127 amino acids.
UGAAAGUAAACCUUUAAGCUAAAUUGAACAGUUUUAGUGCCAUAUUAAAUACAAUAAAAAUGAAGCCAAUAAUAUUUUUAUGUCUAUGCGUCAUCUCCUUCGUGGUUGCUAAACCUGCUGAGCAAUACACAGACAAGUUCGACAGCUUUGAUGUAAAGGAAAUAAUUACGAACCGGCGACUUCUGGUUGCUUACAUCAAAUGCGUCCUUGACCAGGGAAAAUGCUCACCUGAAGGAAAGGAAUUGAAAUCUCACAUUAGAGAGGCAGUAGAGAAUUACUGUGCAAAAUGUACCCCGGCACAACGCGGCGGUACCAGGACGGUAAUCGCUCAUCUCAUCAACAAAGAAGAAGACUACUGGAAUCAACUCACCGCAAAGUACGACUCCGACCGGAAGUACACCAAGAAGUACGAAACUGAACUGAGGGCUGCGAAGCAGUUAUAA